This is a messenger RNA of Oryza sativa Japonica Group (Japanese rice), 1903 nucleotides long. NCBI's taxonomy places the organism in Eukaryota, Viridiplantae, Streptophyta, Magnoliopsida, Poales, Poaceae. The record is from RefSeq and is a predicted model, not a curated record.
UUUGCACUCCCUGGAAAGAAAGAAGAAAAACAAGAGGAGGAUUUCCCCCACAAGAAUAGCUCAAACCUGUCUGCAUGCAUGUCUGUCUGCACUCUGCAUCCAUCCAUCCAUCCAUCCAUCCCCGGGCAGACACGGAUUCAGACGCGCAAGAAAUCUCCCUCACCUUUACUUGCAAACAUAUACCCACAAAUCUCUCUCUCUCGCCCGCUUGUCUUGUCUGACUUCUUGUUGCCUCUUGCCUCCUUCUUCUUCUUCUUCGUCUUCGUCGUCGCGAAAUACAGGCGUGUGGGGCGAGAGUGAUCAGGUGGCAGCUGGGUGUUUCUUCUUCUUCUUCUUCAGCUCGAGUUCUUCCUUAGCCAUGGCGCUCCUGCUGCUGCGUAUGGGCGUCUCCGUCGCGCUGCUCGUCGCCUUCUUCUCCUCUCUGAUUCCGUCGUCAGAGGCAUACGAUCCGCUUGAUCCAAAUGGGAACAUAACAAUCAAGUGGGAUGUGCUGCAAUGGACUCCAGAUGGAUAUGUUGCUGUUGUUUCACUAUACAACUAUCAGCAGUAUCGACACAUUCAAUCACCCGGAUGGAAACUCGGAUGGGUGUGGGCAAAGAAGGAGAUAAUCUGGGCGAUGAACGGCGGCCAAGCGACGGAGCAAGGCGACUGCUCAAAGUUCAAAUCAAAUAUCCCACAUUGCUGCAAGAAAGAUCCUGAGAUCGUGGACCUGCUCCCGGGAACCCCUUACAACAUGCAGAUUGCCAACUGCUGCAAGGGAGGAGUGCUCAACUCGUGGGCACAGGACCCUGCAAAUGCCAUAGCAUCAUUCCAAGUCAGUGUUGGUCAGGCAGGGACGACGAACAAGACGGUGCGGGUGCCGAGAAAUUUCACCCUGAAAUCUCCAGGUCCAGGGUAUACCUGUGGCAGUGCCAAGGUUGUGAGACCUACCAAGUUUUUUUCGCAGGAUGGAAGGAGAACAACUCAGGCUCACAUGACAUGGAAUGUGACUUGCACAUAUUCACAGAUUGUCGCGCAAAGAUCUCCGACGUGCUGCGUUUCGCUCUCGUCUUUUUACAAUGAUACCAUAGUUAACUGCCCAACAUGCUCAUGUGGCUGCCAGAAUAAUAAACCAGGAAGCUGUGUAGAGGGAAAUUCUCCUUAUUUGGCUUCUGUUGUGAACACCCAUAACAAGGACAGCUUGACACCUCUAGUCCAGUGCACUUCUCAUAUGUGCCCAAUAAGAGUUCAUUGGCAUGUGAAGGUUAACUACAAGGAGUACUGGAGGGUCAAGAUCACAGUGACAAACUUCAAUUACAGGAUGAACUACUCUCAGUGGAACCUAGUCACUCAGCACCCCAGUUUUGACAAUCUGACAACCAUUUUCAGCUUCAACUACAAAUCUUUGAACCCAUAUGGAGUAAUAAAUGAUACCGCGAUGUUAUGGGGAAUCAAGUACUACAAUGACUUGCUCAUGACGGCGGGUCCAGAUGGAAAUGUUCAGUCUGAGCUUCUGUUCAAGAAGGACCCCAAGAGUUUCACCUUUGAGAAAGGCUGGGCCUUCCCAAGACGUGUAUACUUCAAUGGUGACAACUGUGUGAUGCCACCACCAGAUGCAUAUCCAUGGCUGCCAAAUGCUUCAACAAGAGUGAUGUCUUCAAUUCUCCUUCCAUUCAUUACCAUUUGGACAGCACUGACAUUCUUGAUGGUUUACGCAUAGUGAAAGGAAAUCGUAAUUUUACGUAUUCAGGAAAGUUUUGACCUUGUUGUGCAUUACAAAGUUUUAGAUGAUAUGUUGCAUGAAGAGAAGAUUCAGUGCAGAUACCUAACCAUAAACCGUCGUUGAUCAUUGUAUAAACUUACUUGUAUACAUUUAAUCUCAGACAAGAUAAGAUGCAAACACAGUACUUCUUAAGGAAUUUUA